AUGUCCUCAAUCUUAACAGACCUCUCCGCCCAACAACGAACACAACUCCAAGAAGUGGCCGACUUACUCCUCCAGAUCUACGAAACAUUGGCAGAGCUCCGCUACGUCGACCCCGAGAGCAUCGUACGGGGUCCCCACGAACUUGUCCACCUGCAAGAGACCUACGAUAGACAUGGUCUCGACCCAUCUAUCCGUCACCUCUACACCCUCCUUCCCUACAUCGACCCCACCCAAACCGAAGCUCGCGACUUCUUCCAUGGUGGAGCCUUCUUCAACCCUACUGAAUCCGGAGAUAUUGAGCAAGGUCGUGAUCCAUUCUACGCGAGUCCCCAAGGCGAGGACUAUGAAGCAGAGAAUGGACCAUACAUGAGGCCUUGGUUCACGCCGUUGAGUAACAUGGGGAAUCAUCAGAGUGUUAUAGUGUACGAUGCGAGAUUGCACAGGAUUUGGAUUGUGGACCAGGAGGGAUGGGGGACUACAGAUCCAGGGUUGAGAGCGGAGUACAGGAAACACAUCGGGGACGAGAGCGAGAAGAGUGACUGGGGCAAUGACAGUAGCGAGUGUGGGUAUGUGGACGACGAGGAGGGCUCUGAUGACGAUGACAGUAGCAGCCAUGGCAGCAGCGAGUUCUGGAGCGAUGACGAGGAAGAGGAUGAAGAAGGUGUCAACGAGCUGGAACAACUACGUCAAGAAGAGACCGAAGGUGUCGACUUCGACGAAGGUUUCGAGAUCCUCAACGACGAAGAAAGCCGUGAAGCCAAGGAAGCAGACGUAAGCCAAAACACCAACAGCUUCGAACACAUUGACUCCAGGCACGCCGGAGACGUCCUCAGAGACAUCAAUCGCUAUUACCGCGAGCUCAAGAUCAUGCCCGCGCAGGGCGAAUACAACGGCGGAGAAUGGCGUCUGCCGAAGGAAGUCCUCGUAUCUUUAUACCUCAAACACGGCUGGCCCACUAUUUUCAACGGCGAAGCCUUCGAAAUUGACCAGCACCGUGCCUACGCCGCCGAGCGCGCUAAGUAUGACGCUGAGGACCCACUACGACAAGUAGAAUGUUAUGAAGGCUGGACAAAAUACUGUGCCCAAGAUGUCGAGCGUCAUCAGCAGGAACUUGCUGAUGCCAAGGAUGUUGAUGAAGAAUGGCUUGCCCGCUUUAAUCUCUGGGUCGUCGAGCAGAGAAAGCUCCGCAACCUUGAGGAUUUGAAAGAACGACGGGAGAAGGCUGAUCAUCUCUGUCCUGGUGGGGUAUGUCAGAAAGAAGGCGAUUUACCACUCUGGGAACGAGAAUGGCUUCGUGUCCAGCGCCCUCGCAUCGAUCCCGAACGCCGGCAAGGCGAGUCCGAAGAUGCAUUCCUCGCCCGCCAACGUCUGGAUAGGAACAAGGCCACAAUCCACGCCAAAGCCCUCGAGGCUGCGCAAGCAGACGCCGCUCGCCUUUGUCCGGGCAGGACGUUCGCAGAGGCGACCGGGAGGAAGAGACUAGGUGGCCCGGGGAUAAGGGAGAGGAUUGAGACGGAAACUUUUUGGGUUGAAUUUAGUGGUAAGGAGGUGGAAAAGGUCGAGAAGUGGGAGGAGCAGUUGCCUGAAGGGGCCGUGAGAGCGAAGGAGACGGUACGAGAGGAGAUUGAGAAGAAUCAAAAGGCGCUGGAGAGGGUGGUGAAGGAUGUGGAGAGGAUGGAGAGGUGGGUUGAAGAGCAUGGGGACGAGGAGUAG
Fulvia fulva is the source of this 1713-nucleotide messenger RNA. RefSeq lists its product as uncharacterized. Bases 1 to 1713 code for a protein of 570 amino acids. The record is from RefSeq and is a predicted model, not a curated record. NCBI's taxonomy places the organism in Eukaryota, Fungi, Ascomycota, Dothideomycetes, Mycosphaerellales, Mycosphaerellaceae. The transcript has a single exon.